Molecule: messenger RNA, 1159 nt
Organism: Durio zibethinus
Lineage: Eukaryota; Viridiplantae; Streptophyta; Magnoliopsida; Malvales; Malvaceae
Source: RefSeq, a predicted model, not a curated record
GCUGAUCCCAGUCGUCCGUUCAAAUACAUGGCCGAAUUAGAGCGCGGGAACACCAAAUAUAUAUGCUGCUGCUUCGGAGAGCGUCAUAGGCAAAAAGCAAAGCAAGCCACAACAACAGCCCAAGAAAACAAAGUAGAAAGCGGAAGAGAGAAAUGGCUCCCAGGAAGCGAAAGGACAUGGACGGGGACGAGGAGCAAGCGAAGCGUCAAGGCCAAGAGACGUUUAAGAGGGUGACUCGGAGCAUGACAAGGCAGCCGGAUGGUAAUUCUUCCGAGUUGACUCAGCCCAACAAGGAGAAACCAAAAGCCAGGUCGAAGGCGAAAGCGAGUGCCAAGGAGAAUAAAGAAUCUGAGGAGAAAGUCAAGGAGGCUGAGGCUGUGGCUGUGGAGGAGCAGGAGGAGGAUGGAGCCAAAGCAGAAGCUGUACCUGAGGAUUUGACCGUCGCUAACGAUGGGUCCCACAACAAGGCUGUAGUAGUCGAACACUGCAAUCAAUGCAAUUCAUUCAAGACAAGGGCCUUUCAAGUAAGAGAUGGUUUGAAGAAAGGUGUCCCUGGCAUCAAAGUGUUGCUCAACCCUAAAAAGGUUAACAUUGAACCAAGAAGAGGUUGCUUUGAAAUACGAGAGGAAGAUGGCGAGAAGUUCAUAAGUUUGCUGGACAUGAAGCGACCAUUUAAACCAAUGAAGGACCUUGACAUGGAGAAGGUGAUCUCGGAUAUCAUUGACAAAAUUAAAUGAAGAGACCAUGUGUGUAUAGAACUGGAAGUAGUAUGUUCUGAUUGUUACGGUGACAGCAUUUUGUGGUUUUACCCGAUUAACUUGCCUUACAAAAGUAAGGCUUGGUAAAGAAAUUUUCAUUUUGUGUAUUAACUUCUGUUCUUGAUCAUUCAUGCUGUCAAAAAAUGAUUUAGAUUACAUUAGUUAUAUUGGCAGGUUGUAGAACAAAGGAGAAGUAGGCCACUGAAAUGACUCACUUGACCUUUGCUUUUGUUAAUGUUUUGAAGAAUUUCGAGUUACUGCUUCCGAAGCAUCCUUCACAGUUCUGUUUUCUUGUUUAUCGUUGUGCAAUUGCAUGAACGUUUUCCUUCAAAUAAAACCUCUUGAUUUCACAUCUUCUUGUUUAAGGUGUCAAAAUAUAUUUGAAUGAUUAAUAGUUUAAU